CGAUAAAUUCCUCUUGUAAUUGAGUUCUUCCCGCAAAGAACAAGUCCGCCGGCGUCUAUUUUGAGUUCAAUACGACAAUGAGUUCAUACGACUUCACCUUCGGCGAGGGAAUCGAAUUUGUUCUGAAGAACAUUUCAAUUCCGUCUUCCCAGCGCCAAAGCUUCAAUAAAGACGCCGAAAUCAUUGAGAAUUCAUUUAUUCGCGCCAUUUCACGCUACGAUCGCACAUUCGCGCAGGCGUUCAGAGGCCUCAGCUUGACGGGCAGCAAUCUGGAUGGAUCCAGUUGACAAUGGAUGGAUAUGUUGACAAAAAUUGAGUUCGACUGCAACUUGAAACCAGUCCCCGUGGCAGGCUACCCAGGCUACAUAUAUCUGCGCGUAACGGGAAUAAAUGCGCCUGCCCACCUGCUCGAUCGGGCAUUGACUACAUUAACCGCAACAAGCUGCAGGCCUGGUUCCGCCAGAAUAUAGGCGCGAUAAUGGAGGAGCUGCAAAACAUUCGCUGCGGAGACCACCGCACAUAUGCACUGAAGUACAUGGGCCACGGCUACGGCGUGGCUCACACCAUAAUGGCCGCGUGUCGCGGCGACCGGAAGCGCAGAAUCUACUUUGACUUUGUGCCAGCGUUUGAGUUCCAGGCCCACGAAUGGCCACAAGGAUUGACCCAGCAUAAGCAUCAGCAGCGCACCUGGUUCGCCAUUCCCCGUGCCAUUCGUGGCAAGAAUGCUCCAAAAGAUCCACUCACCUUCAUGGCAAAAGAAGCAGAACCUAAAGGACACCAUGCGCCUCAUGCAUGCGCACACGCAGUGCCCAACACACGAAUUCACUGAUCAACUACAUGAUCAAGAGCGUCUUCCUGAACUGCACCGAGUGGCGCUUCACCACAUGGAACCAAUCGCCCGGACGUCUGCUUAUCCGCAUGUGCGUGCGCAUGAUUUGGUGCCUUACUAAAAGGCAUUUGCCAUUUUACUUGGUGCCCAAACUGCAGCUCUUCGAAACGCUUUGCGACAAUCAGUUGUCCGCCUAUUUGGGAAAGUUCAGACGCAUCACUCGCACCCUCAUCAAGUGCCGCGAUCGCGAUCGCAUGACCCCAGAACAAAUGGAAUUCUUAUUCGGUAUAAGUUACGAAUGAGUUGGCAGAGACGGCGGGACACGGGGCCUGGCCCUGCCAACCUUUUUACCAUUAUUUCAUUUUGGGUUAAUCUCGCAGGGCAGGAGCAUGCUGGAGACAAGUGCACUUAGUUUUUAUCGGACAUAUCUAUGAUAUAUCCUUAUGAAAGGACUUCACUUCUUUACUUUUGUAAUAAACGUUUCUUUGUACUUUU
Molecule: messenger RNA, 1324 nt
Organism: Drosophila guanche
Lineage: Eukaryota; Metazoa; Arthropoda; Insecta; Diptera; Drosophilidae
Exons: 2
Coding region: 793-1131 (112 amino acids)
Source: RefSeq, a predicted model, not a curated record